UACGCAGCUGAGGCAAAAAAGGAAACGGCGAAACAUUGCAAAGAAAAAAGGCAUGAAAUGAGUACAUUCAGCAGCAAGUAGUCAGUAGUGGUUACAUAUUGGUGAAAUAAACAAGAGAAAUAAAGAAAAAAUCAUUAUUUAAUACAGUGAAAAACAAUAGUCAGUGAAUUUUUUUAAAGAAAAUCUGUUAAAAAAAGAUUGUAAAAUUUAAGUUCUUUGUGUUGCAUGUACCUUUUUGUGUUUGAUAUACCUCCGUGUUAAUUUUGAGGUUUUUUCAACCAUUAAAGCAAGCAGAAAACUAUUCUGACGCCUAAAAUUAUACUAAAAAAAUUGCAUAUUGCUGUAAGAAAGCGAAAAGGAAGUUUCUUAAAAGUACCUAAAAAUAUACUACAUAUAUGUGAGACACACAAAGAGGAAGCACAACAACGAGAAUAAGUAAAAGAAGAAGAAGUAGAAAACACAUCCUAUAUCCUUUUUCUGCUUAGAGCUGCAACUGGAAAUUGCGUUGUUCCCCUUUUGCUUAUAGGGAUAAUUUCAAAUUGGCAAAUAUUCUUAUGCAGUAAGAAAUAAGCAAAAGGUAGAAACUUAAAAACAAGUAGUAGCCGAAAGAAUAAAACAUAAUUAACUGUGAAUAUGCGUGGGUUGAUCGAAGAUACGAAAAAGCUGAGUGUGAAUAAUAAUAAUAACAACAAUAAUAAUAGUAGUAAUACUGCCACAACUGGUGGUGUUGUUAAGACCUCCUCGACCUCAGUCACUGGCGGCAGAACUGCAAGAGCAACAACAACAAGUGGUAAAGUGGUUACCAGCAGCAAACAGACAGCCCAACAGCAAAAACAAAAACAAUCAUCACAACAGAGUGUUGCUGCAACUACAAAGACAUCAUUCACCAACAAAACCAUGCAACAACAAUCGACAAUAACGGCGACGAAUACUACCACCAAUUCGAAAUUAGGCAAUUCCACUCCAACAGCAGGAGUAAAGCUGCGUGCAAAACAACAAGCAACGAAGCAAGUGCUGCAGAAAUCCGAAAAUCACAAUAACAAUUCGUCAUUAACAUCUGCCACCGGGGCCAGCUCGAAUUCGUCAACAAUUGCCUUGCCCAAGGCCUCACAUGCCAAUAGCAGCAGCGGCGGCGUCAACAAUACUACCACCACCAGUGAGGAGAUUUCUGGUGGUGUUCAAGACACCAUCUAUUUAUGCAAUUUCCGUGUGUCAGUCGAUGGUGAAUGGUUAUGCUUAAAGGAACUGCAAGACAUUGAUAGUACUCCCGCCCCGGUUAGUGCUUCAUCGGGUGCUCUCAACAGUGGUGGAGGAGGCUCUGGCUUUGGUCAACGCCAUUCGCAAAAGAACAAACGCUAUUCGGCCGGUGAUCGUCAUUCGUAUGGUGGUGGUGGUGGUGGUAGCGGCGGUGCUUUCGAGGAUAAUGGUAUAUUUGCUUUACACAAUUUUAUUGCUGGUCGACGUUUAUUUGUUGAUGAACAAGAGCACGCUUUUAGAACAAAUAUGCUUACGGCACCACAUGCACGUGAAAGUGGCUUUGUCGGUGUUUUUGGUGGUGGCGGUGGCAACGGCUCUUCGAAUGAAUGGUCAAAUCUUUCUCGUGAUCCGGCAGAAAUAGAGCGUAGUAAUUUGGUGAAUAUAUGUAAAUUAGUGGUUAAAGAGUUACUUGAACAAUCAGUUCGCUAUGGACGUAUGCUGGACUCGGAUCAUUUGCCAUUACAACAUUUCUUCAUUGUUAUCGAACAUGUUUUGGGUCAUGGUUUGCGAACAAAAAAGGGCUUAUUGGGACCACGCAAAGAGCUAUGGGAUCUCUUGCAGUGUGUUGAGACCUAUUGUCCCGAAGCUCAAGAUAUAACAGCAAGUGUACGCGAUCUACCCACAGUGCGUACUCAUAUAGGUCGUGCACGCGCCUGGUUGCGCAUAGCAUUAAUGCAAAAGAAAUUGGCCGAUUAUCUGCAGGCUCUAAUUGAACAUCGCGAAGAUGCCCUAUUUGAAUAUUAUGAACCGCAUGCUCUAAUGAUGAGUGAUGAGAUUGUUAUAAUUAUGGGCAUUUUGGUGGGCCUUAAUGUUAUCGAUUGUAAUUUGUGUGUUAAAGAAGAGGAUUUAGACUCACAACAAGGUGUUAUAGAUUUUUCCCUUUAUCUACGUUCGAGUUCACGCAAUAAUGACAAUGAGGAGGAUAGUCAACAACAACAGGCCGCAAUCGAUGCAAAUGGUCAGGGAAAUAUGAUUGCGGUAUUAGAUCAGAAAAAUUAUAUUGAAGAGCUUAAUAGGCAUUUGAAUGCAACUGUGGCCAAUUUACAAGCCAAAGUUGAGUCAUUGACUACCACAAAUGCUUUAAUGAAAGAAGAUCUGGCCAUAGCUCGUAAUAGUUUGUUAGCACUGCAGGCAGAAAACCAGGCUAUGAGACAAAAUUCUAUAGCAAAUGUUGGACCACCUUCGUUAAAUUCUAAUCAAAGUGACAAUAGCUCCAAUAAUUCCAAAGAAAAUGAUAAAGCAUUGGUGGAAAAUCUAAAGGUGGAACUGGAUAAGGAAAAGAAGAAAGGUUCCGAGCUGGAAAAAGAACUAAAACUACAAGUAGCUUUGAAAGCUGAAUCGGAUAUGGCCAUGAAAUUAUUGGAAAAGGAUAUACAUGAGAAACAAGAUACCAUAGUGUCGCUGCGAUUACAGCUGGAUGAAAUAAAACAAAUCAAUUUGGAAAUGUAUCGCAAAUUACAGGAAUGUGAAGAUGAACUUACCCAGAAAGGUGAAAUGGUAGCUCGUCUUCAAACCAAAGCCUCGCAAAUUGGCAACAUUCUACAAUCGCUGGAAAAGAAAUAUGAGAAUAAGCUGGAUCAGCCACCGGUUACCUCGGCCGAUAAGUCACCCAAUACGCGGCGACAACAAAAUCUACAAAAAUUCGAAGCCAUGACUAAGAAGCAUAAACAAGACAUUGGACCACCUAUGAAACGUUUACAUUUGAAAAUGGACAACAUACCGCCCUUCAAUCCCAACAAUUAUCGCAAAUCGCCUUCAGCCACCUCAGAAAAGUUCCACGAAUCCACACCGGAAGUUAAGACACCGCUAUCGGCCAAGUCUCUUAAGCUAUGCCUGGAUGAUGGCCAUACAAUAACAGACGCCGACUUGAGUCUACACAAGGAUGAUGAUGACGAUAUGACUCCGGCCGCUUCGUUACCCAACAAUGCCAGUUCUUCAAUGGGGGCAUUUUUUAUGCCAGAUGAACAAAAGGCAGCAGCUAAUUGAGAUUAAGUUUUGAUCAUUAAGUAAAGAAAGUAAAAAAAGAAGGCUAUUAGUUUAGUUGAUUGUGUUUCGUUAAACGAACAUUAUUGCAUUUAGUAAGAAAGGAAAACAAAAACCCAACACAUUUUAACAUUCUCUUUCAAAUUUAAAAUUGUUAUAUCACUCAUGAUGGGUUAGCUAACAAACAAAUUUAAAAACUAAGUUUCAACACUCUAUGUACACAAGCUUGGCUAUAAUAGGUUCUUGAUAACGAUAAGGCUCAAACAAUUUCUGUGUGUUCUUAAUUUGCUAAAAAUCUUAUAGUGGGUCAAAUUUGCUUGGAAUAUGGAACCAAUCAAAUUUUAAUUGAUUUCAGGAGAUUUCUCUUCCUGGAGAAAACGGAGGUUUCGUACUUCUGUUGAUAAAGGUCUUCUAUAGCCGCCUCAGAUCUUCUCGUUCAAGUUUAACCGGCAAUAUCACAUCAAAGUCUGACUUACAAUCCCUCAUACCUACCGAUGAUGAUAGUAGUAUUUUGUUUACCAAUCCUGGAGUCUAAUUCUCCUGAGCCGCUGAAGAAAAUAUUCAUCCGCCCAAGGUGACCUCGUCCGGCGUGCUCAACUCAUUCUGUGUCGUCGCGCUAAUUGCUUCCUGGCGGUUGUGAGAUGAUGUUAAAUAGGUUUGUUUGUAGCGAGUAACAAACAAACCUAUUAAUUUUGUAUAGAGAGAAAAAAGGUAACUAAGCGGGUGCCAUAUCCUCGCCCAUAUACUGCCGAUUUUAAAUUAAAUUUUUAGUGAGCGUUUAAAAUAGAAAACACAUGGUGUUGUGAUUCAUUUUGAGCGACAAUGACUAGGUUAGGUAGAAAAGAGAAUGCGGAUAUUAAACCACCCCAUGCCAUUAAUGGAGGCCACCUUAGCACAGAUGUUAGCAUGUCCGCCUAUGACGCUGUGCGCCUGGGUUCAAAUCCUCGGAGGAACAUCAGCGGUGGUUAUCCCCUUCUGAUGCUGGCGACAUUUUUGAGGUACUUUGCCAUGUAAAAACUUCUCCCCAAAGAGGUGCCGCUCUGCAAUUGUAAUUCGAUUGAGCUCUGACACUUAGUUGGCAGAGUCUGUUAGCCGCGAAAAUCGGUAAGGGGUCUCCUUUUUAUUACCGAGUCCGAAGUAAGUGCCGCAGAACGACAACAGGUAGUAAAGAAGUUUAAUAUACCUCAACAAUGUUGCCAGUAUUAGUGCAAAUUUUUAUAAUAUUCCUGCCUGAGCUUCAGAGGGAAUGAUACACUAACUUUUGAGUUGAUGGCCGCCGUUAAAAUUAAUAUAGCUCAGACACGUGUUUAUAAUCGUCAGCUUGUCUGUGUAUAAGGGUGGAUCAAUUUUUGGCGUUUGUUAAAAUCGUUAUCUAUAACAAAGUUGUGCUCAAGUAACCAUGGGACUAAAAUUUAAACCGAGUUUCGGUUUUUGACUACAAAAUCGGUUCUAUUGAUAUGGCACAAAAAACAAAAUUUUGGCAUAAAAACCGGAAGCUCGACUUUGAAUUUAGACCCGUGGUGUUUAAUUAAACUUUUAGAAUUGGCCGUAUAUUUCGAUUUUAAAAGCCGCUGUGUGUUUUUAUCCUACAUAAAUUGAGCUCCCCUAAUUUGCAUCUCCUGAGGAGCAGUGCUCUGCACCCACUAGAGUAUCUAAUACCUAACAGAACCGUCCUGACAUUACGGACCGAGGGCAUGUACAAACCAUUCAUUGGUAACUCUUUUUGCUGAAAUAAUGAACGCUGAACCCAGAUGUUGUAUUUCAAGUCUAUUGAAAAGCGAGCCACUGAAGACGUAGUAAAACACACAAGUUGGUGUUAAGUAGAAAAUUUUGAAAAACAACCCCCAUUCAGUGCUUGGUAGUAUUUUUAUCUCAAAAUGAAAAAAAAAAAAAUAACUCGCUGGACACUGAGUCAUAUGAAAGCGUCUCGCUGUCUUUUUCAAGAGGUGAACUGAUCACGAGAAUCGUUGUUGUUUCUGUCUCAUAUAAAAAAUCUACGUCUGCGAGUGUGAGUUUACCCAUGCUUUUGUCAAAUCAACCACGUUGCAUCGUACGAAAGCAGACGACAAGAAAAAUACUUUGUCUGAAGCAAAAUGUACCCGAAUGCUUGCACUGUACAGCGUGCAUUCACUGAAUUAUGAAUCAAUCUCUCUUUUUGCAUUCACUUAUUUCAUUGUCUUGUUAUCUGUUUAACUCAGUUCUCAAUUGUCUCAUACAAUGUUGUAUUUUUUAACGAAGGGUUCAGUUCUUAAAAUACUCUAUGAUUGUUAGUGUGUCUUGAAAGCAGAAAUAAAUGGUCUUGUGCAGGCCUUUGUUACGGACGUAUUUAGUGAUUCAGAUGAAAAAGCAUCGCUUCCCCAAUAUGGAGAGCCUGUGUUUCUGCAGACCCUGAUAUUCAGAUGAGCAAGAAGCGCAUGAUACAAAUAAAUGCGUAAUCAUUUUAUUCUCAUCAAUCCAUCUUCUUUAGUAACCAAUCGCGCCAUAGAACCAAUCGCUUAUCAAUUAUACCUCCGAGAUACACUAAAUAAAUAUCCGAUGAACCUUCCAUUAAGCAGCCUGUGCUCUUGCAAACCCGGAUGUGGUAAAAAAUGCAUCUUUAUCAAGACAGCUUUUGCAGUAAUUAUUAGACGAGUUUUACAUGCGUGCCGCCAAAAGAUAUAUUGCGCAUCGAAAAUCUCUUAGAGGUACAAUUGAAAGGUCUACCAGAUGGAAGAACAACUCUCUCCAUUUGUUAAAAUGCCUAUUCUCUUGUAGACCUGAACGUGAACCAAGCAAGUGCGAUAUCACUUCAUGCUCCCAAGACAUCUUACACAGCAACCUAAUUGUGUGAUUUCAAUGCGUGCCGCCAUAGGGUCUAUCGUUCAGUGCCCAGUUAUGUAUAGAUUUUCCCUCUUGACCGGGUAUCGUUUGUCUAAAAAUGUAUUCGCAGCAUAGACGAUGCAUCACGUGCUUUGGACCAAGACUUAUAAGUCUUCGUGAAGUGAUUGAUGCUUGUGAUGGGAUUGCUUGAUGUGUUCUAUGGAUAAGACAAGCUUAAAAAUGUAAUGUACGUUCUCCUACACUUGAUGCUGGAGAGUUAGCUUAUAAUGGAUAAACCGUGGCUAUUUUGCUACCCCUUGAACUAACUCAAGCAACCACAAUUUUUUCCGUACAAAAACCAAUGUUUUCUGUUGUUUUUAAAACAUCAUUUGGAUUGCCGCAGUCUUCUGAAUCAUCAAUGUCUCCGCGACUACAUUUGAAGUCGGGAUAUACAUGUGUAUUUCACAUUUAUUACCACUUUUCAAGACAAUGCUUCACUUGAAUUAUAUUACCAUGCUUGGUAUAAAAGUAUAAAAAAAUCGGCUGACUUAACUUUUGUAAAUUUUUUCAGUUGAUAUUUAAGGAAAAAAAUCAAUAAAUUUAAUCUAGUGUAUCAUAAUUAUUUCCAAAACUCUCACAUAACAUAUAUGCCUUUAACACGAAAAAAAUUUCCCCCUCAAAAAUAUUAUGAAAUCAUCAAAAUUACAUACAUACAACUAUAUAUUGAAAACAAAAAAUAGUGUAAAAUUAAACCCCUAGUUGGUUUAUGUAUGUACCUAGUGGACCCUUUUCCAAAUAUGUAAAGCCCAUUUAAUUAAAUAAAUAAAAACUAUAUAACAAUAUUAGAUGUAUGUAUAAAAAGGGCAAGUAACUAUGAAAUAAAGAAUACCAAAUAAAAAAGAAUUAUGAAAAAAUAACAAAGAUUAUAGUAAAAAUGUUGAGAAAUUAUAUUAUUGGUGUAGGAUGAUUAUCCCAGCUACCCUAAAAAUAUAUAAAUGAUGUAACUUAGAAUUACACAAACCCAAGAACACAAACACACACAAACCCAUAAACAAAUAUAUAUUAAUUGUGUGUUUUGAGAUAUAUUAUUGUAGAUUUUCAAGUUAGGAUUUAUUAUUAUUACUAUUUAAUUUGGAAUAACCAAAAAUUGAAAAUUAUACAAUAAUUAAAGGAAAGCUUUAACUUGUACCAUGCUUCAACUAACUACUAUAUACAUACAUAUACAUGCAUACAUACAACAUACACAAAUACAUGCAUAUAUACUCAAUAAUUCAAAGAAAUAAAAUGAAUCUCAUUAAUAUACAAA
This is a messenger RNA of Stomoxys calcitrans (stable fly), 7345 nucleotides long. RefSeq names its product protein RUFY3. Gene Ontology annotation, cellular component: cytoplasm. The record is from RefSeq and is a predicted model, not a curated record. Lineage: Eukaryota; Metazoa; Arthropoda; Insecta; Diptera; Muscidae. Gene Ontology annotation, molecular function: metal ion binding. The transcript has 8 exons. The coding region runs from base 634 to 3243 and encodes 869 amino acids.